Aureobasidium vineae is the source of this 291-nucleotide messenger RNA. NCBI's taxonomy places the organism in Eukaryota, Fungi, Ascomycota, Dothideomycetes, Dothideales, Saccotheciaceae. The record is from the annotation of a GenBank genome assembly.
AUGUCCGACCACACAUACAACUUCAACAUCACCAUGACUUGCGGCGGCUGCUCCGGCGCAGUUGAGCGUGUUCUCAAGAAGCUCGACGGUUCGCGACGAUUCUCUCUCGUGCCCGCUACUAUACUAAUCGCUGUCUUAGGUGUCAAGUCGUUCGAUGUCUCCCUCGACAGCCAAACCGCAAAAGUCGUUACCGAACCCUCCCUCGACUACAACACUGUGUUGGAGAAGAUCAAGAAGACUGGCAAGAAGGUCAACUCAGCUGAGGCUGACGGUCAGCCUCAAACUGUCUAA